Candidozyma haemuli is the source of this 1977-nucleotide messenger RNA. RefSeq lists its product as uncharacterized. The transcript has 3 exons. The record is from RefSeq and is a predicted model, not a curated record. Bases 1 to 1977 code for a protein of 658 amino acids. Lineage: Eukaryota; Fungi; Ascomycota; Pichiomycetes; Serinales; Metschnikowiaceae.
AUGAAGACAGACGUGCUAGGGGCGCUUAAGGGAUAUAAAAGUAAGCGGAAACGCCAAAUCUUGGAAAAUAAGAAAGCGUUGAAGAAGAGGAGUCUUGGUGAGUUUGAAUGUGACGAGCUGUUCUCAUCCAAAGAGCUACAUCGUAUUUUCGAGAGUUCUGGUACAAUCAGAGCUUGUUCUACACCAAUUAAGGAAAGGAAUGAAGUUUUUGGGAAGCUUUUGGAUGUCCAGGGAGCGAAGAAGGGUGCUUUAGAAAAGGAGUUAGUGAAGGCGAAUGAGUCUAAAACAGCGGCCAAGGCCAAUUUGAGCAAUCCAACGACGACUGAAGCGCCAAAAGAAGAGUCAAAAGUUAAGAAAGCGUCAGGGAAGCGAUCCAAUUGUUCGAAGGGUUCCAGAGUGCUCACUCCAUCUACAAGAGCCAAUGAAGUCAUUACAACCGUCCGGAAACGUCCACAAGAAAACCCCACGCAAAAAAAGAGAAAAUCAGCUUUUUCUUCGCCUUCCGCAAGCUUUGAAGAAAUCCCCAAUCCUACUGAUGACUUCCAUGCUUCUCCCACUCCGAUUGCUGCAAAAUCCAUCGCACAUUCUACGCAUGAGGACGAAACACUCCCUCGUCCUGCCAACACAAAAAAUUCAGAUGAAGAUAUAUCAGCAGAGAAGCUUCGAGUCAGAACACUUUACCAGGAGUCUCUUACACCUGUUGGAACGCCUCAGAUCCAUGCACAUCCAGCCGAGAGACCACAGCAAGCAGAGGCGCCAGUUAUAGAUAAGGAGAGCCUUAUGGAAAAGCUCCAUGAUAUUCCAACCGAAACCCUCAGAAGUAUCCUCAUGAACCAGGUGGACCUUGAAAUUCGUUUAAAGCAUAGAGAACUUCGGUUAACCGAGGAAGAAAUCGGCAAAUGUGAGGCCCAGAUGCUAGCGCUUCGAAAGUUCUUUGACGUACCCUACGAUGUCUCUUUCAACAGUGAACCAAACGACUUUACCCUCAAGUACUAUGAUGUGCUUAACAAGUCGCUUUCGGUCAGCUAUACGAAGCUUCAGCAGCAACUGUACCAGGAACAACCGAAAUUCAACGAGGCAGUAUUCGAGACGGCUCCGCCUGAGCCCGCUCACUACAGAACAAGAUCUACAACCUCGUCACUACGUCCCAGCAUAACAGGCCCUGGUCUCCGAGUGGCCGGGUGCUUAUACCGCCGAACCGAUGGCAUUAUCGUGAAACUUACAUGUCCAGAUUGCCAUAGAAGUAAUUUCUCGUCGGCCCAAGGUUUCCUCAAUCACAGCAGAAUAGCACACACCAAGGAGUACACUUCCCAAGAUGCAGCGGCAUUACGAUGUGGUGAGCUUUUGCCAGACGACUUCCAAGACGACGAAGGCGUAGCUAGUCUCAAAAGCUUAAGGCAGAAAGAGCUCGAUCCAUCAAGAAACCUAAACGUCAAUGAAAUUUACUUUGACGGACUCAGCUCAACUCUAAACACCGUCCACAGAAACAGCGAAACUCCCGCCUAUUCACACAGCAGAAGUGCUUCAGCAGUGCAAGAUGAGGAACAGCUCCAUCCGCCAGUACGCAACACCCACGAGGAAGAAAACAAAGAGCUCAUGAAGAAGCUUAUUAAGAGUGGUGUGACCCAGGAUGCAAAGGAAUACCAGGAGCUAGUGGAACUGGCACGUCGAGAUGUCCCAAACUCUCAUCUUUUCGAAGGUGAAGUGGAAAUCGAAAGCGACAGUGAAGGAACGCCCCAAAGCACGACGCCAUUACACACACCAGCUACACCCCGGGGCCAGGCCGAGCGGCCAAAGCCUUCCGAAAAGCAAACUUCAAGGCGAGGGAUCGUUCAGGAGGAAGAAGUCAAGAACAGACAUCCAGAAACGGGAGGGAAGUAUGAGAACCGGUUGCGAAGAAGGAAGUCUAGGAGUUUUGCCGAUCUCGAAGGGAUGAGACGAGGCGAGGAAGAAGCUCCCAAACGGCGUAAGCGAUAA